UGGCAACAACUAGCUUAGUAGGAGGCGGCACUGGCAGUUGACACGGCGCACACACUUCUAUCUUCAGACAUUGGACAGACUCUUCAACAUACUCUUGUGACCAUUAAUAUAAAUUGGCCUGACAAAUUCAACUAUUUGGGGGAGGGGAUGAUACAAAUAUACCACUUUGUAGGAAGGAGUAAAGCGACCGUCGGUCACCACUUGCAAAUAAACACCCCGGAACUGGUUAGCUAGCUAACGUUAGUAACGUUACGCUCAGUUGGCUAGCUUUUUAUUGGCAAUGUUUACUAGCGUUGGUUGCUAGCUACACAAUUGUCAACACGCGUGGAGAAUAAACGUUUGGCCUGUGUACUAUCAGCAAGACAGCUUGUUCUCAACACCGAAAACUUCACGGCGACCUACCACCACUUCUAGCUCCGAAAAUGGCUUCAAGAGGGGGCUUUACGGCUACUCAGAUGAACCCCAGUGUUAACCCCAUGAACGCUGGACAUGCAGGCGGUGGAAUGAGAAUGCCAGGAAUCCAACAUAAUUCGGGUUUCCGAGCCAUGAAUGCCACUCCUCAGUACCAUCAGCACCCUGGUAUGCCUUCCAACAGAGGGAUCCCGAUGGGGCCAAUUGGGGGCCCUGGACCCUCUUAUGGGGGCGGGAACAUGCCCUUACGCAUAGGAAUGGGGCAAUCAGCCAUGGAUGCCUCUCGAAAGCGAUUCCUUCAACAACAACCGCAGGGGGGGCUGGGAGGCCCAAGGCGUGGCAAAAGGCGCAGGAUGGCCGACAAGGUGCUACCACAGAGGAUACGAGACCUGGUUCCAGAGUCUGAGGCCUAUAUGGACCUGCUGGCCUUUGAGAGGAAGCUGGACCAGACCAUCGCCCGCAAACGCAUGGAGAUCCAGGAAGCCAUCAAAAAGCCCAUUACGCAAAAGCGCAAGUUGAGGAUCUACAUAUCCAACACCUACACUCCCGGCAAGCCAGAAGGAGAAGAGGCAGAAAAAGUGUCAUCCUGGGAACUAAGGGUGGAGGGAAAACUCCUUGAGGAUCCUGGGAAACAGAAGAGGAAGUUUUCAUCCUUCUUUAAGAGUCUGGUCAUUGAGCUCGAUAAGGAACUGUAUGGACCUGAUAACCACUUGGUAGAGUGGCACAGGAUGCCCACCACCCAGGAGACAGACGGCUUCCAGGUGAAGAGACCAGGGGACGUGAGCGUGAAAUGCACCCUGCUCCUAAUGCUGGACCACCAGCCCCCACAGUACAAGCUGGACCCAAGACUGGCCCGGCUGCUAGGUGUACACACCCAGACACGGGCUAGCAUCAUGCAGGCGCUGUGGCUCUACAUCAAGAACAACAAGCUGCAGGACAGCCACGAGAAGGAGUACAUCAACUGCAACCGCUACUUCAGACAGAUUUUAGGCUGCACACGUAUGCGGUUCUCUGAGAUUCCCAUGAAGCUGGCUGGCCUGCUGCAGCAUCCUGACCCCAUCAUCAUCAAUCACAUGAUCAGCGUGGACCCGAACGACCAGAAGAAGACGGCGUGCUACGACAUUGACGUGGAGGUGGACGAUCCUCUGAAGGCCCAGAUGAAUAGUUUCCUGUCCUCCACUACCAAUCAACAGGAGAUCGCCGCCCUGGAGAUGAAGAUCCACGAGACCAUUGAGUCUAUUAACCAACUGAAGACCCAGCGAGACUUCAUGUUGAGCUUCAGCAACAACCCGCAGGACUUCAUUCAGGACUGGCUCAAGUCCCAGAGUCGAGACCUCAAGUUGAUGACGGACGUGGCAGGUAACCCAGAGGAGGAGAGGAGGACUGAGUUUUACCAGGCCCCCUGGGUGCCAGAAGCUGUGGGCCGAUACGUCUACUCUAAGGUGCAGCAGAGAAGACAGGAGUUGGAGCAGGUGCUGGGAAUUCGACUCACCUGAGUCAUUAUGGAGCGUAGCUCCCCAAUCCACUAAAACAAAACAAGACACAUUUUAAGAUUGUCUUAAACUCCCAGUUUUACAUGAAUCAUAUCCAAAACACAACCACAACUGGAAUCCGCUUCUAUCAAUUCGCAUUGCCUUUUUCAACCACUUUGUAAUAGCAUAUGUUUAUAUAUAUAUAUAUAUAUAUAUAAACAUAUCUAUCUAUAUCUAUUGCAGCUAAUGUGUCUUUCAAUCACAAAGCCUUGUGUCUUUCAAUCACAAAGCCUUAUGUCCUUAUGGGAAUAGUUUGGUGCAAUGGUUUCAGCAGGGUAAAGGCUUUUGAGUACUUUGCUGGUAUCUGUUAGUAGCAUUUUUUUUUUUCAAAGUAAUUACUUUGA
This is a messenger RNA of Oncorhynchus tshawytscha (Chinook salmon), 2287 nucleotides long. RefSeq names its product SWI/SNF related, matrix associated, actin dependent regulator of chromatin, subfamily d, member 2 (gene smarcd2). The transcript has 13 exons. Gene Ontology annotation, biological process: regulation of transcription by RNA polymerase II. Gene Ontology annotation, cellular component: nucleus; SWI/SNF complex. NCBI's taxonomy places the organism in Eukaryota, Metazoa, Chordata, Actinopteri, Salmoniformes, Salmonidae. The record is from RefSeq and is a predicted model, not a curated record. Bases 423 to 1907 code for a protein of 494 amino acids.